GCCUGGCUCGGCGUCGCCGCCGCGGGGACCCGCCUGGGGCAAGCGCCGCCGCGGUCCCGAGUCCGCGGCCGGAGGCACUCACCCCUGCAGCGGCAUCGCGUUCCCGGCCGCCGCUGGCCGGAGGGAGAAAUGUUGCUGAAGUGCUGCUGAAGGGCCAGAGAUGCAAGGAUCUGGGACGCAUUUGCACCUUUAAGCUGUCUGGCCCUGACCUCCUUUCAUUAUUAAUAAGGAAGAAGCAGGAGCUUAGGAUGUAUUAGCACCAGCUCAUUGCUGUACUAACCGGACAGUGCUCUGCAAACUCCUGCACUCUAAAGAACUCGACUGGCGCAGCACACAGUCAUUUCGCAUUUUCUCAGCUUAUACUAUGACUCGAUGGAGGGAAAUUUGAUAAGCAUGAGGGAAGACCAUUCUUUUCAUGUUCGCUACAGAAUGGAAGCUUCCUGCCUUGAGCUGGCCUUGGAAGGAGAGCGCCUGUGUAAAUCGGGGGACUGCCGGGCCGGCGUCUCAUUCUUUGAAGCUGCCGUUCAAGUUGGAACUGAAGACCUCAAAACACUCAGUGCUAUUUACAGCCAGCUGGGCAACGCCUACUUCUACCUACAUGACUAUGCCAAAGCCUUAGAAUACCACCACCACGAUUUGACUCUUGCAAGGACUAUUGGAGAUCAACUCGGGGAGGCCAAAGCCAGUGGCAAUCUUGGCAACACCUUAAAAGUGCUUGGGAACUUUGAUGAAGCGGUAGUGUGUUGCCAGCGACACCUGGACAUCUCCAGAGAGCUUAAUGACAAGGUGGGAGAAGCGAGAGCACUCUACAAUCUUGGAAAUGUGUAUCAUGCCAAAGGGAAAAGUUUUGGUUGCCCUGGUCCCCAGGAUGUAGGAGAGUUUCCAGAAGAAGUGAGAAAUGCCUUGCAGGCAGCCGUGGAUCUCUAUGAGGAAAACCUGUCGUUGGUAACUGCUCUAGGUGACCGAGCCGCCCAAGGACGAGCCUUUGGGAAUCUUGGCAACACACACUACCUCCUCGGCAACUUCAGGGAUGCGGUUAUAGCUCACGAGCAGCGUCUCCUCAUCGCAAAAGAGUUUGGAGAUAAGGCGGCUGAAAGGAGAGCAUACAGCAACCUGGGAAAUGCAUACAUAUUCCUGGGUGAAUUCGAAACCGCUUCCGAAUACUACCGGAAGACGCUGUUGCUGGCUCGGCAGCUUAAAGACAGGGCCGUGGAAGCUCAGUCUUGCUACAGCCUUGGGAACACAUACACCCUGCUUCAGGACUACGAGAGGGCCAUCGAUUACCAUCUGAAGCACUUAGCAAUUGCUCAGGAGCUCAAAGAUAGAAUUGGUGAAGGAAGAGCGUGUUGGAGUUUAGGAAAUGCAUACACAGCUCUAGGAAAUCAUGAUCAAGCAAUGCAUUUUGCCGAAAAGCACUUGGAAAUUUCCAGAGAGGUUGGGGACAAAGGCGGCGAACUGACUGCCCGGCUGAACCUCUCAGACCUGCAGAUGGUUCUUGGUCUGAGCUACAGCACAAAUAACUCCAUGAUGUCUGAAAACAUUGAACUCGACGGCAGCUUACAUGGUACACGCUCCAAGCUGGGACGAAGACACAGUAUGGAAAAUAUGGAACUUAUGAAGUUAACACCAGAAAAGGUACCAAACUGGAACAGCGAGAUUCUCGCUAAACAGAAGCCUCUGAUCGCCAAACCUUCUGCAAAGCUCCUGUUUGUCAACAGACUAAAGGGCAAGAAGUACAAAAGCAGUUCCUCCACUAAAGUUCUCCAGGACGCCAGCAACUCUAUGGACCGCCGCGGUCCAGACCCUCCGAAGAAAAUCAGUGCAGACACUGUUGGAGAUGAAGGAUUCUUUGACUUACUGAGGCGGUUUCAAAGCAACAGGAUGGACGACCAGAGGUGCUCCUUACAAGAACACUGUCGCACAGCAUCCACGGCAGCUUCUUCUACCACCCCCAAGAUGACGAAAGCACCGUCGGUCUCUGUGGUGUCCCCCAACACAGACGAGUUUUUAGAUCUUCUUGCCAGCUCACAGAGCCGCCGUCUGGAUGACCAGAGGGCCAGUUUCAGUAAUUUGCCAGGGCUCCGUCUGACAAAAGCCAACAAUCAGUCUGUACUUGAGCGCCUGAUGACAAAUGACAAGAAGGAGCCUGACGAAGACUUCUUCGACAUCCUUGUGAAGUGUCAGGGGUCCAGAUUAGACGAUCAAAGAUGUGCUCCACCACCUGCUGCCACAAAAGGGCCAACCGUCCCCGAUGAAGACUUUUUUAGCCUCAUUUUACGCUCUCAAGCUAAAAGAAUGGAUGAACAAAGAGUUCUUUUGCAGAGAGAUCCAAACAGGGACACUGAGUUUGGACUAAAGGAACUUUUGCAAAAUAAUGCUUUGUUGGAAUUUAGGCAUUCAGGAAAGUAACUAGCAAAGCACUAGACGCUGUGGUAUUUCCUACUAAAGACGACUAGUUCCCUUCGGAAGACUGCAGGGAAACUCAACCUUUUUCCUGAGGAGGAAACUGUACAGCACUGUAGGUACCAUAUCUUUAGGGUAUAAUUGCUGAGGUGCUCAGGAACUGACAUUCUUGUAGACGUUUGUUUCAGGGCACAAUGUCCUGUCGGUGCUCCAGCAAGAUUCCUUGACUAGCAUUUGUAAACUAGGAAUUUAAAUGAACCUUACAUUAGAAUUCAGUCCUCUUACUGAGGUCAUUUUUUAAGGAUCUAAUUGACAAUGACUUUUUUACACUUACCCUUGAAUAUAGUGGAUUGCAUUGUUUAUUGAAAAUAAUGUAAAUGUCCUAUGUAAAGAAGAUGAAAAAUAGUCAAAGUCAUAAAAUUCUAGUUUCUUUAAGAAAACUAUAUUCAAUAUAUUUUUAGGCAGAGCCAGUGGGGGAAAUAAGAAAUAAACUACUUUUAGCAUGCUUUGGGCUAUUUGUCUCUAUAUAAUACUGCUAUAUAGACUUACUGUUGGGAAAACCAGAAAAGCGUGUGGCUUGGUUAAAAAUGCAAACUGUAUAAGCAGAGAACACAUGAAAAGUCACAUGAGCUCGCAGGCACGGCCCUCAGCCAUCCUUAACCUUGCCUCAUCCAAUCUACUAACAGGCCUUUAUAAGGCAGUGCUUUUUUGACCUGCAUUUGGGGCAGAUAUUUUUUUCUUAUAAGAAAAUUCAUUUAAGAAAGCAAAGACUACAUACCAGAUCAAAAUAAUGUAAAAAUAAGUGUUUAUUUUGUGUUCACAGUGGUUCUUAAGACCCUGUAAGCAUUCAACAUUUAUUCCAUUUUAAAAAGUGCUUUUAACAGCUACCUACCCUGUUCUUAGUUUCUUAAAAGCCAGUUACAAUAUGCUUUAACCCCAGUGACAAACCCUUGCUAGUCAAGUGGAACACGCCUUCUCUCUUUCCUGCAGUACACUGGCCUGGACGUGUCCCCCUGCUUUAGUCAAGUCUUCCUGCACUGCUGUAACCACUCAACAGCAUGCCGCUUUGCUAGCUGUCAAAGUAGACUCCAUUCCCAAGUGGGGAUCUGUAAUGAAAAUACAAAGAUGAGGUUGUAAAGGUUUUUUUGUUUUGUUUUGUUUUGUUUUUUGAGACUGUAAAUAUUUUUAAGUGUUCAUUUUUGGAUUAAAAACAAUCAGUAGUGCUAA
This is a messenger RNA of Peromyscus leucopus (white-footed mouse), 3630 nucleotides long. RefSeq names its product G protein signaling modulator 2 (gene Gpsm2). Lineage: Eukaryota; Metazoa; Chordata; Mammalia; Rodentia; Cricetidae. The transcript has 15 exons. Gene Ontology annotation, molecular function: protein binding; GTPase regulator activity. Bases 373 to 2409 code for a protein of 678 amino acids. The record is from RefSeq and is a predicted model, not a curated record.